AUGGAAGAUUCGGCAAAGCUCUUGAGCGCAGAGAAUGUGAACUUCUCUGCGCUGGAGCAAUUGGCACAGGAAGUGGCGACUUUCGUAACUCGAGGCGGUCUGCGACGCCUCGACUUCGCACUGAACUCGCGUGGACAACCCGAUGUGGCAGUUUUCGAUUUCACUAGCCUCAGUGCCGCGCAGUAUGCCUGUCGAGUUGUUGAUCGUAAGGGCCGUCCUCUCUGCCAAUGCCUUGUUGGCGAUGCUCUCCUAGAGCCUUUUUGGCCACGUGGAAGUGGCUGCGCUCUGGGCUUCCUUUCGGCUCUCGACGCCGCUUGGGCAGUGAGUCUGUUCGCGGCUGGACAUCAUCCACUGCGCGUCAUUGCUUGGCGCGACUCUGUCUACCAACGACUAAGCCAGACCAGUCCAUCCAAUAUGCCACCGAACUUCGCUUCUUAUUCCUUCCUUCCUACCACCCGAUACACUCGCAUCGACCUGGAGUUGGUCCGUCCAAUGCAAGUGCGUCAUCUCUAUGACUCAGAUAUAACCUCCAGCAUGACAGAACGCAAGUCUUUCGCAUUUCUUCGAGACUCUUUGAAAUCCGACAGUCAGAAUAUGACAUCCGCUCCCACCAUCGCUACCACAAAGGUUAAUGACUACUCUUCCAAGCCGACCUUCAGUCCAUAUAUCAGUCUUCUCAAGUGGUAUCAACAACGCCUCUCGCCCUAUUCUGGCGUUCUUUGCCCACCGAUCGUAGAUUUGUCUGUCGAUACGUGGGCCGACGGUCGGGCUCUGCGGUGCUUACUGCAUAAGUACCGUUCCGACCUGGUGCCUGAGGAAGCUCUGAAUAUGACAUUAAUUAUGGAGAUAGGGGACGUAAUGCAUCUCCUUGCCGAGCAUUUUGGCGCUCCUAGCACUAUGAUUGAUACGGGAUGGCCGCACUACCUGGACGCGCUUCAUGAUUGCCUGAAAGGUCGCGACCCUAUAUUUUUGGCUGAUAUGACGGUUCGGAGGCAACUUGUGACUGAAAACAGAGUGCAGCAGCAUACCUUUAUGAUUGCUCGCCGCAGUGAAUCGAUUUGUUCCCUCAAUCGAUACGUCGAUCCUCUGUCCUCCCCAAGGGUUUCCUCCAGAACUCGUCCUCUGCUUUCGUCCCAACUUGAGCGCCGUCAAGUGAAUGUCCCAAUGAUACAACGCAGGUUCGAGAAUCCAGUGGCACGCACUCAAUCGCCAUCUACUGCACAUGCGAUGGAGGAUGUUUCUUGUGCUGUGAAGAAGGGUCUCAUGGCUAGGCGCAGAUCCGAUCUUAUCGCGAUGCUGAACGAUCCUGCAUCGGCGAAGCGGCGCAGUCUUAUGAUUGACUGGGAAAAGGCCUUUGAGGAAGCUGGUCUGGAGCCUCCUCCGAGUCCUCCUCGAUGUCUUCUCCCACCGCGAGACUAUAAAUCAAACAACAGUUCUGCCAUCUUCAAAGAGAAAUCUCCAGAUUUCUGUGCUGUCUGCAAAAAACCCCUCUACGCGGCUGAAAUUAGAGCCUACGAUGGUUUUCGCCUGCAUCCGAAUUGCUUCCGUUGCGUGGAAUGCCACCGCUCUCUUCGCCCAGACAUUGCCCACUACCUGCGUCACCAGACUGACCUGUCACCACCAGGGUCACGUUGGUAUUCCUCCAACAACAGCCCAAUGACUUCUGAGGCAGCAGAACGCACGAUGCCAGAGUCGUCUGAUGAACUGCGUCGUAGGCUUACAGCUAGGGGAAUUCGCGACGAGCCUGCCCCACCAAUCCUCCUUACAUCUCGAAACAUCCCCGGCACCCUUGGCCUGCCUGAGUGUGUGCGUCGCGCAGCCUUCGACGAACGCCUCUAUCGCCUUAAUGGUUGCCCCCCGCCGGACAAUUUUGUCAGCGAUCGCACCUCUCGAAUUCUUGAGGGAGAAGAAGACUGCUUUGCGUAA
Hydatigera taeniaeformis is the source of this 1926-nucleotide messenger RNA. The record is from the annotation of a GenBank genome assembly. NCBI's taxonomy places the organism in Eukaryota, Metazoa, Platyhelminthes, Cestoda, Cyclophyllidea, Taeniidae.